GAACGACUUCACCGAGCAAGUAGGAACCAUCGUCGUCGAACAACUACGGCUGAAGGGGGGAACUAUUUUGAUGACGGACAAACAUGAGUACUACACUUGUUCUAUGUCAGGUGCUAAGGUGGUCAUGGCGGAGUUUUGCUUCACUUGCACUCGGUGCUGGUCAGCAGGGAAGGCGUCUUGUUCGGCCACCAUCCCACGUAUCGUGUAGACUUUCCUCAUCCUCCAACGACCACAUGGUCAAGUCAUCACAGCAAGACGAUUGCAAAUCGUAUCCUCGGCAGCCGGUAACGGAGCUGUCCGUACGGUCUUUUCUUGAUAUGGGAUUCACAGACCCCCAGGCUGAGCUGCUCCACCAGACUGUGUCCAAAGCCAAGGGGUCUGGCGCUGCUCAACAAACCCUCUCGGCUCUUACAGCUCUGUUUGUGCUAGGCCUUAACCCGUCAAGCGUGCUGAAGGUGCUGGAGAAAUGUCCCGAACUUCACCACAUCAACGAAUCCAAAUUAACCCAACGCAUAAACCACCUGCGUAAACUGGGAUUAGUAGAAGGAAGUCUUCAGCGAGUUGUUGCCCAUUACCCCCAGAUCCUCACAGUCCCUGUGAAACGGAUCAAGUUUGUGGUUUUGUUCAUCAGAGAGAAGGGCCUUUUCACCGUCCAACAGGUCGCAGAAAUCCUCAGAGAUAGUCCAGCCAUAGUACAGGAAGACCUGGACCGACUGGAGUACAAGUUCCAGUAUGUCUUCUUCCGCAUGGGUGUGAAACAAGCAGAGAUGGUGAAGUCCAAGCUCUUCCGCUUCUCCCUCGAAGAGGUGCGCUGUCGCCACUGUUUCCUGGAGCGCAGGGGCUUGUACCAGACCCCAGAUAAGAAGGGGCAGACGGUCAGUGAAAACCCCAAACUCAGCCAGAUCCUCCACUUGGACCUAGAGACCUACCUCACCGAUGUUGCCCGGGCAACGGCGGAAGAAUACGACACGUUUGGGAAAAUGAUGGAGAGGGAAUGGCAGGAGGAGGUGCGACAAGAGAGGGACAUGGGAGCUGACAGUGACGACGACUACGAGGACGAGGAUGAUAAUGAAGAUGAGCAUGAGGAGGAAGAGGUGGGAGGAGCUAAGAGCUCAUACACAAGGAAGAGGAAGUCCUAAGCUAGCACAAUGCUGUUAAUAAAGCUAUUUACCUUUUCAUUGAGGAUCAGACACCUAACAUUGUCAAACAAAUAAAACAGAAUUGUUAAAUCACCGCCAUGUGUUUGUUUCAGCAGUUUGUAAUCUAUAUAUACCCUAAUGCUAAACAACACUUACGUUUAAUGUUAACAUUUCUAUUUGAUUUUACUGUACUAAUCCAUACUAUUCUCUACAACAGUAGGUGAAAUGCCUGUCAGAUUGAUUGAUUGAUUGCACUUUAAAAAUCUCCAAGGUUCCUUGAAUGUCGACAUGUGUUUAACUUUCCGAGGUCUGUCUACAUUGUGUAAUGGUCAUCCAACUGACCCUGCCCGGAUAUUAUAAAUAAUAUUGUACACAUUGAGAUAAAUGAGCUUCCGCCAUACAUCGUCAAUCUUGCAAAUGUUUCCUUCCAUUCGCUUCGCUUCGACAGCCAACAUGUUUAACUUCCUGUAGCUACCUUAUUUGUUUU
Molecule: messenger RNA, 1626 nt
Organism: Gadus chalcogrammus (walleye pollock)
Lineage: Eukaryota; Metazoa; Chordata; Actinopteri; Gadiformes; Gadidae
Gene: mterf4
Product: mitochondrial transcription termination factor 4
Exons: 4
Coding region: 84-1139 (351 amino acids)
Biological process (GO): regulation of DNA-templated transcription
Molecular function (GO): double-stranded DNA binding
Source: RefSeq, a predicted model, not a curated record